GUUGCUGAUUCACAUGCAAGACUCGGCCUCAAGCAGGUCAGCUCAUUAUCAGAUUCAAAUACUGUGACAGUCGUACACAGUUUACCCUCAGAGACAAGUUUAGUGCCACAAUAUCAGCAAUACAUAGGACCUCUGCCUAGGAAUCCAGUGGAGUUAUUAGUCAUGGCACUGGUGGAGAUUAUGCGACUAUGGAGUGAAGGGGUUGCUGCGGCUGAAAAUGAGGAUUGGAAUGGUGCUCUGAAAUCAUUUACCUCCAUCACAGACCCUCGAUCCAAGAUCUGCUUCAACAUUGGCUGCUGCCACCUUGUCCUAGGUGACUUAGAGAAGGCAGAAAAGGCCUUUACAUUAACCAUAGAGAGAGACAUGCAUUUGGCUGUGGGAUAUUUUCAACGUGGCUUUGUCUUCUUCCAGAGGGGCAAGUACAGCUUAGCACUACAGGACUGGACUCGUGCCUAUACAGAAAUGCGUGGAAACCAGCUGAUUGACUACAAGAUUCUGGGACUGAUUUUUAAAUUGUACAGUUGUGAGAUCCUGCACAACAUUGCUCUAACACACGCUAAAGAAGGGAAAUGGGCAAAGGCUGAAGAGAGCAUCCUACUUGCCCUUAGCCAGAAGGUGGAACUGAGACACAAUACCAAGCUUGAAAAAGCCAUGGAGGACAUCUUAAAAGAGAAGGUUUUUGCAGCAGUAAAAAUUCCAAAAGGGAGGAUUUUCCAACCCAACGAGAGGCUGGUAGAACAACUGGAAAAAAAGGAUUAUUUGGGCAAAGCUUUGGUUGUGGCAUCUGUGGUUGAUAAAGAUAGCUUCUCAGGGUUUGCCCCUCUGCAACCCCAGGCAAGCAACCCUCCUCCUCGUCCAAAGACCCCUGAGAUUUUAAGGACAUUACAGGGGGAACCACACCGGGUCCUGUUUGAGUUUAACCCAGAGACAGCAGAGGAAAUGCAGGUCCUGCCUGGAAAUAUUGUUUUUGUGCUAAAGAAAGGGGACGAUAACUGGGCCACUGUUGUCUUCAAUGGAAAGAAAGGGAUUGUACCCUGUAAUUACCUGGAGCCAGUAGAACUGCGCUUUCAGUCUGCUCAGCAGACUGGUGUUCAAUCAGAGGAGCUAGACUCCCCAACUAAUAGACCCCAGCAGUCAGAUGUUCCAGCACCACCGGAUGCUACUCCUCCUCAACUACUGAAAAACACAAAAGAUAAACAAGAUUUCUCUGCAAGUUCCAAACAGAAGCUACAGGAAACAGAAGCAGUGGCUGUAGCAUCCUAUCUUGUUAAAGUUUACUAUAAAUACACAGUGGCAAUACAGAUCUCCAGCAAACUUCCAUUUGCAGAUCUUCUGACACUAAUAAGCAGUAAACUUCAGCUACUGCCCUCAAGGAUGAAACUUAGUUUCAAAGAAGAUCAAGAUGAUGUAUUAUUAAAUGAAGAAAACACAGAGAAAGCAUGGAGUCUAGCCACGGACAACUGCUUAAAACUUAAGUGUACAGAAGUCCAGGUUGAGGAACCCAUCAUCAAAGUAGAGGAGGUACAGGUGCAACAGGAAAUUCCAGCGAGUGACAAGGCAGAAACGUACGUCACAGCUCUGUUUGAAUAUGAAGCUACACAACCAGAAGAUCUGCCUUUUUGCAAAGGGGAUAUAAUCAAAAUAUUAUCUCAUGUGUCAGAGGACUGGUGGGAAGGAGAAUGCCAGGGGAGAAUGGGAAUCUUUCCCAAAGUCUUCACGGAGGAAAUCCAAUGAAACAUUAUAAUGCACGCUGAGGACUGGCGAGAAGAGAGUGAAUGGAUUAUUGAGCUUGUGUCCUAUUGCUCGAAUACAUUUUUUUUUUUUUUUUAAACUAUAGUAGAAACUGGAAUAGUGUUUGUUUUAUAGGUAUGCAACAAAUAUUGCUACAUGAUGUAUACCUACAUUAUAUAAACUUGUAGAAAUUCUGUUUAUUAAUUUCUGAAUAUAGUGGUGGAAAAGUGGUGGAAAAAUCUAAUCUGCAGCUUUACCCAUGUGGAAAUUUCAGCACUAGAACCUUGCUGGCGGAUGGCUAGAAAUAACCCCAAGACAGUUGGCUUAGUUUGCCAUCAUAAGCUGCAGUGGCACAGAACAUAAGGUGCAUAUUAGAUUUAAAAUGGAAAAGAAGAGAAAUGGCGAUAAGAAUCCAUUUGUACUACAUGUAGCUGUGAUGCAUUACAAUUUUUCUAGUCGGCCCUCCUGUCAGUGCAGACGUUAGGGUUUAAUCACCUUUCACCUCUGGAGGCAGGACAGAAGAAUAAGGCUCUUGACUCCUCCUUCCCAGUAUAUGUGCUGGCUCCGCCUCAACUACCCAGUUUCUUUUGUUAUGUGACUUGACAUCUAUGAUAUCGAAUCAUAUUCCUCCUCUAAAACGUGGCAUUGCGAAAGGUUAGUGUUACAUAGGGUAUGGGGACAUGGUUCCUGGAUCAGCACAAAUGACUCCAAUGGGUUUAAACUCCUUUUCUUUGUCUUACUUUAUUAAUAAAAGGUGAAUAGAGGUUAAAGAUUAUGGGUUGGGUUGAGUAUUUGGAAGUGGUUUUAUGCUUGAAAGAAGGGAUGUUAUUCUGAAACACUUAAUAAAGAUGAAAUUCCUUUAAA
Xenopus tropicalis (tropical clawed frog) is the source of this 2595-nucleotide messenger RNA. It is a transcript of the gene ncf2, whose product is annotated as neutrophil cytosolic factor 2. Gene Ontology annotation, cellular component: NADPH oxidase complex; cytoplasm. Gene Ontology annotation, biological process: respiratory burst; phagocytosis. NCBI's taxonomy places the organism in Eukaryota, Metazoa, Chordata, Amphibia, Anura, Pipidae. Gene Ontology annotation, molecular function: superoxide-generating NADPH oxidase activator activity. The record is from RefSeq and is marked provisional.